Rubroshorea leprosula is the source of this 1342-nucleotide messenger RNA. Lineage: Eukaryota; Viridiplantae; Streptophyta; Magnoliopsida; Malvales; Dipterocarpaceae. The record is from the annotation of a GenBank genome assembly.
AUCACCCUCACAGUCAUAGACUCAGCCUCCUUCCUCGUUUUAACUCUUUUUUUUUUUUUUUUUCUGUGUGUGAAAAUGGCUCACAAAUUUGCACCGGCUGAAAUUAACAUAGUACCCGGUGCAAGUUAUUUCGGCCGGUAUGCAACUUUUCGACCGGCACCGCUGUGAAAUUAACUGGUACAGUAUAAUGCCCUAUAAUGUGCCGGUUUUAUGACAAAUCAGUUUGCACACUAUGGAAAACACUAUGGGACUUGUGCUGGUAACUGUGUUAAUUCCGCUCAACAGCUUUAUAUCGUUAAUUGAAGGUGACAAAUACGAUAUUUACGAUGACUACGAGGAAGAUUCCGAUCGCAUAGUUAUUGGAGUAACAGGUGGACUUAUUUUGGCAAGAACUUUGUUGGGGCUAUCCAUCUUCAUUGCAGUUAUUGUGUAUAAGUUUCGUAGGAGACAUUUGGCUGCAGAUGAUACAAUUGAAGAGUUCCUUCAAAAGCAGAAUAACUUCAUGCCUAUUAAGUACUCCUAUUCUGAAAUAAAGAAAAUGACUAGAGGUUUCAAGGAUAAAUUGGGUGAAGGAGGUUAUGGUUUGGUUUUCAAAGGGAAGCUUCGAAGUGGCAAUUUAGUGGCAGUAAAAUUAUUGAGCAAAUCAAAAGCUAAUGGCCAAGAUUUCAUCAAUGAAGUUGCUACCAUUGGAAGGGUUCAUCAUGUCAAUGUGGUGCGACUGAUCGGAUUUUGCGUGGAGGGAUCUAAACGAGCUCUUGUAUAUGAUUUCAUGCCAAAUGGAUCCUUGGAUAAAAUCAUAUUUUCUGGUGAAAACAACACAUCUUUAACCUAUCAAAGAAUGUUUGAAAUUGCUCUUGGAGUGGCUAGGGGGAUUGAGUACUUACAUCGAGGAUGCAUCAUUUCCUGAAUUUGGCUUCAAGUCUUCUUGGUCUCAGGAAAAAAAAAAUUUCAAGAUCACUUAUUUUCUUUUCAAUUUUAUCUCUAAUUGUAAGUAAGCAACUGUGAUUUAUAUGGAGGAUUGUAACGUGUGGAUAUGUCCUUCCUUACUCCUAACCAUACCCCCAAACCUUGAUUUCUCGUAGACUAGUGGUGAGUUACUCCACCAUUAUUUGGGGAUUUUGGCACUUGUCAGAGCUCCAUCUGCAUGGCCAAAGGGAUUUGGUGGCAUUGUCAAACUGUUUGCUUCUCCUUCCAACCUAUGAACCAUGGAUUUCAUUGAUGGUCAGUCUGUUGGGUAGCACUGGAUGCACCAAAGUCCAACAAUUGUCUAACUGCUUCUGAUAUUUACCAUAAGCUGCUAGAGGGUUUUGAACUGGAUAGGGAUUGGUUCUCCUUGAAUAAU